AUGUCGGUCUCGGAGAAAACCAUUAUAGCCAUACCUGAUCCCGCUGUGGUGAAGAUGGAGCCUAGUUCUCCCACCUCCAGCGAGGUUACCCUCACAGAUGGCGCCAAGGACCUUGAGAAAACAUUGUCCAAGUCUAUGGGAUCAUCGAUUGACAGCGGCUCAGGUCAGACCCCGGCUGAUCUUGAGGCCCAAACGGUUCUUCCAGAAAGGAGGCGUUUCGCCCAAUUGCGCUUUACCAUUCUUACCAUAUAUCGACGGCUCUUCUCACUGGUCUUCUUGGCCAAUGUGGGUGUGUUUGUGGCUGUCAUGCUCACGGACCGCAAGCUAGUUGCCCUGGUCAAUGCAACGGCGGCCAAUUUACUAGCCUGUGGUCUCGCCCGACAACCCCUUGUCGUUAAUAGUAUUUUCUUUGUGGUGUGUUCAAUUCCGCGAUCGGCACCAAUUACCUUGCGUCGAUGGGCCGCGCAAGUCUACCACUAUGGUGGCGUUCAUAGCGGGUGUGGAGUUGCUUCGUUAAUCUGGUACAUUGCCUUUGUUGGCCUGAUGUCGUACCAGUACUGGACGCCAUCUCCGACUAGCGGCGCACCAGCCGUCAGCAUUUCAGCCGCCCCCGUUGCAGUGGCUUACAUCAUUCUGCUUCUGUUGUUGGCGAUCACCGUUGUGGCCCAUCCCACAUUUCGGACUAAAUUUCACGAUUAUUUUGAACUGAUCCACCGUUUCUCGGGGUGGCUUGUCGUAGCUCUGUUCAUGGUCUUGUUGAUGCUCUUCGCUAAGGAGUUCAGCUCGGCCGAGCACAUGUCCCUCGGAAAUUUCCUUGUUCAGCUCCCAGCUUUCUGGUUCCUCCUUAUCACCGUUGUCGCAAUUAUUCAGCCCUGGUUGAUGCUGCGCAAGGUUCCGGUUCGUGCCGAGAAACUUUCCAACCAUGCCGUUCGCUUGCACUUUGACUAUCAACAAACUUCUUUCGGCAAGGGCAUUCAACUCGCCAAGCAUCCCCUUCGAGACUGGCAUGGGUUCGCCACUUUCCCUGAUGCGUUGCCGUCGGGCACCCAGGGUCAGCCCAGUUUCUCAACCCUUGUCUCCAAGGCCGGUGAUUGGACGAGUGACAGCAUCAAUCAACCGCCAACGCACUUCUGGAAGCGUGGUGUGCUGAUCUUUGGCUUUGCAUAUGCCAUGCGAGUGUUCAAACGGGUUAUUGUCGUGACCACUGGUUCGGGCAUCGGACCAUGUCUGUCAUUCCUAGGCGAUGACAACCGACCCGUGCUGCGAGUGAUGUGGCAGACCCGUUCCCCACUUAAAACAUAUGGAUCUGGGGUUCUCCGUCUUGUGGAUCAAAUGGAUGAACACCCCAUCAUUCUGGAUACUGACCAAUUGGGUCGUAUUGAUAUGGUACCCAUCAUCGCACGUCAGUUCAAGGAGUUCGGUGCUGAAGCGGUCUGUGUGGUUAGCAACCCUAAGCUGACUGGACGAAUUGUUCAUGAACUUGAGGCGAGAGGUUACCCUGCCUUUGGGCCGAUUUUCGAUUCUUGA
Molecule: messenger RNA, 1527 nt
Organism: Penicillium malachiteum
Lineage: Eukaryota; Fungi; Ascomycota; Eurotiomycetes; Eurotiales; Aspergillaceae
Product: integral membrane protein TmpA
Exons: 1
Coding region: 1-1527 (508 amino acids)
Biological process (GO): sexual sporulation resulting in formation of a cellular spore; regulation of conidium formation; conidium formation
Source: RefSeq, a predicted model, not a curated record